This is a messenger RNA of Capsicum annuum, 3163 nucleotides long. RefSeq lists its product as uncharacterized. The coding region runs from base 834 to 2918 and encodes 694 amino acids. The transcript is spliced from 6 exons. Lineage: Eukaryota; Viridiplantae; Streptophyta; Magnoliopsida; Solanales; Solanaceae. The record is from RefSeq and is a predicted model, not a curated record.
UUUUUUUAUUAGUUUGUUUCAAAAUAAAUAUUGCUUAUUUUUCUAUAUUUGACAUAAUCUAAUUUUUAAAGUUUUUGUUUUACUUAACAACACUGAUUUAUAGCUUCAUAAUUAUCUAAAAUUUAUUUUACAGUACAAUUUUUUAAAAAAGUUUUUCCUUCUUUUUCCACCACUACGCUCUAGCUAAUUAAUUGUUUACCAUAAAUAUUACUAAAUCUAAAAAUCAAAUAAAGUGUAAACAUAACAACAAAAACAAAACCAAGAAUAUAGGUUACAAUUUUUUUUUCUUUCUAAUUACACCAAACAAAGUACAACCAAUAAUGCAUAGAGUACCAAAAGUUAGGUUAGCCUCCAUCCUUUUUCCCCCAAAUGACAAAGCCCAAUGUAAGUUGUAUUUCACAGAAAUUAAAUGGUUUGGGAAACUUUGAAAAGAGAGAAAGGGAGAAGGAGGCGCAGUUAAAAGGAUUUGGUUUAGUUGUGUAUAAGGAAGCAUGGACUAUCGGUUUGAUGUAUUUCAGUUGUGUAAAGCGAAUGGUUGUUGCGGUAACUUGGUAGUCGGGUUGAAUGUAGAUGUUGGAUUGUUUGAUGAGACGUAUCGUGGAGUUCCGUUGAUAGAUAGAUAGUGGUUGUUUAGUGUGAUGAUUAGAUAAUGCUGUAGCUUCAACCUAGUUCAACUGCAUUUAGGUUUGUUGCGGUGGUAGCAUAAUGAACUGCUCGGAAUUUAGAUAUUGAAUUGGUGUAAGGCCGGAGGUAGGAUUUAGGUAGCGUAGGAGAUUAGAUAUUGAUUGAAAUUUAGACGAGAAGUUUGUGUGAGGUAGCGAAUUAAGUCGGAUAUGGGAUUGCCUCAAAUGCCCUCCGGCAAUAUUGCUGAGGAAGUGGCCACAUCAUUGAGUACAUUCGUUCAAACUCCUGCUAGAUUUGCUGGUAUGAGUAGUUGUGAUAUGAGUGGAAUGCACAUAAGUUGCCUUAGCAAUAGGACAUCAGCAGAUUUUGCAUUCGUCUCGUCUAGGGAUGUAUCGAGGGAUGGUGAUAUUCUUGGUCUUCAUAAAGAUGGUAUGACAAGCAUGCAUAAAUUGAGGAUUGAUUCUGCAGAAAAUCAUCAUGGCUUCUUCAGUCAUAAUGGUGGAAGGACUACACAGAGUCCUGCAUCAAGGAUUGUUGGGUUUGAAUCAAAAAGUGCGAUAAAAAGCCAAGCUAGUUUAUUUGAAGCAAAUCCAUCGGAUAGUGUCAAUUCAUCUACUGUGGUUCCGAACAUUGACAAAAUGAAUGAGACUACAGGUUCAUUAGUUAGGAAACGCUUGUUGUCUCCUUUGAAUGGUAUGGUUCUUCCAGAUAAAUUUGCAGGUGAAUCUCUGGAUAUCGGUGGUAGUACUGUUAGAAGUAAUUCAAACUUCACUCUUGAUAAAUAUGGUGCUCCUUCACAAGAACAUAAAAAGGCUCAUAUAAGCAACACAAACAACUUUAGUAAUAAAAAUUGGUUAAUGCCAUCUUUCCCCAGGGGGAAGUGUUCGCCAAAUGAAACCUGUGGAGAAGUCUCCCCUUUUGUCACAGAUGGUCCUUUGUUCAAUGACGGGAGCCCUGAAUCUGAGUUCGUUUUUACUCCUCCUUCCCCUGGGUCAGAAUUUGGAGUUCAUAUGAUAAAAACACAAUUGAAAGAUGGGAUAAUGGACAUACCCGGAGAAAAUACAUUCUCUCCACAAUUGUCUCUUUCUCCUCUUGGACCAAAAUCUCAUAUGAGGUUGAGACGUGCUGAAACUUUUAGGAAUUCCUGGGAGGAUCAUGAUGAUAACUACUUAACUUUGAAGGAUGUGGAAUACUCACUUGAUCGAAGUUUUUCAGGCAUUUUAUCUCCGCGGAAGGAAGAGUAUCGUAAAACAGGAAAUGAACUUUUCCAAGAUGUUGAUGUUUUUGAGAUGAACUUUGAACGUUCCACACCUGAAAGUAUAAGUUUCAUGAGGCGGUCCAAGGCACAUAAUUCAGUUCCUACAAAUCAAUGUGCAAGAUUUGGUAGAAGUCUUAGUGGACUGUCUGUGAAAAGGUCCUUAGUCGGUUCAUUCGAAGAGUCAGUCUUAUCUGGUCGUUUGACAUCCAGUGUAGUGAGCCAGAGAAUUGAUGGUUUUCUUGCCAUCCUUAGCAUCACUGGUGGAAAUUUCUCGCCUCAUCCUCAGAAACUUCCAUUUGCUGUAACUAGUGUAGAUGGUGAUAACUUCUUGCUGUAUUACUCAUCAAUAGAUUUUGGAAGACCAGGUAGUGACGGUAAAGGCUCACAAAUCAGGAACUCUAGCAUUAAUGGUUCACAAACAAACAGAGGCCGCCUACGUAUACCGAUGAAAGGGCGCAUACAACUGGUUUUAAGCAAUCCAGAAAGGACACCUAUCCACACAUUCUUUUGUAGCUAUGAUUUGAGUGACAUGCCAGCUGGUACUAAGACAUUUUUACGUCAAAAGAUAAAUUUGUCUGUGGAUAAAGCUGGAAACAAGAGUGUAGAUACAAAGAUGGAUAGUGGAUCACCUUCGGCUACUUGUGUUGAAGAUUCUAUGCUGCAUGACAGUUCAAUUCGGUAUUCAACCAAAUCUCAUGGUACUGGCAAGGCAGGCCAUCAUGGAACCAAACCUGCAAAUAGCACUUCAAAAGUGAAUGAGAGUACUGCUAAUUCUAGUGUUCUUCGUUAUGCUCUACAUCUCUGGUUCUUGUGCCCCUACCCCAAGAAGAGCGCAAAAUCAGGUAUUCAGUGCAAAAAUGGCCAGGCCUGUCCGACAGCAAGAAAUGGCAUGGACGUUGAAGAGGGGAGACGAUUCUACUUGUAUAAUGAUAUGAGAGUAGUUUUCCCUCAACGACAUUCAGAUGCGGAUGAAGGCAAGUUGCAGGUGGAACAUCAUUUUCCCAGAGAUCCCAAGUAUUUUGACAUUAGUGAUUGAGAUGGUGAACUUAUUCGAUGUCUCACCGUCUAAUUUCCUUUGUGAAUAAUGUACAUGUUUUUCCUAGUUGUCUAGCAGAGAUGAUGGCCAUAGCAAUAGCCCCCACUUCUCUUGUAAAUUCUUUCCAAUAAAUAGUCCUAUCAUUGACCUGUACAGGAUUGUACAUAAGAAUUCUCUACCAUCAAUGGAAAGAAAAAUAACAUGAAAAGAAAAAAAAAAAAAAGGUUAUUUUCUUCUUUAUUUCA